AUGCUGGGUACUAUACUACCGAACCGAUCACUCGGUGAGCAGACACCGACUGAGUUUACCGUCUUUUUACCACCCCACGCCAUUUUCUUCGUAGCAGCGGGGUUGCUACUCUACUUUCUCUACAGACAAGCUCUUCCCAAGCCAAUCCCUGGCAUUCCUUACAACGAGGCCGCAACAAAAAGCAUACUUGGUGAUGUCGCUUCACUGCAAGAGGGUAUAGCCCGAACGGGCACUUUCCAGAUAUGGCUUCACGAACAAGCGGCUAAACACAACUCGCCCCUUUUCCAAAUCUUCAUCCGCCCUUUUGGGAACCCUAUGCUCAUCCUCUCAGAUUUCAGAGAGGCUCAGGAUGUGCUUUUGCGACGAAGCAAGGAGUUUGACAGAGCAAGUAUCGUGGGCGACAUGAUCUCAGGAGUUGUGCCCAAUCACCACAUCAUCAUGAAGACGAAUAGCGAGUGGAAACAUCACCGCAGACUCCUGCAAGAUCUCAUGUCGCCUCAAUUCCUGAACGAGAACGCCGCGCCCAUCAUCUACUCCGGCAUUUUGCAGCUCAUCCAACUCUGGAACGACAAGACUCGCAUUGCAGAGGGUCGCCCCUUUUUGGCCGACUCGGACAUCUACUACUCAGUUCUUGAUGCAACCACGGCCUUCUCUUUUGGUGCGAAUGCCAGAAGUGCGAUCCGCCCUACUAUGGAGCUUGUGAAAAGCUUGGGUGCUGAUGACAUUCGCCGACGCCGAGGACUAACGCCUGCUGGCGGUGAGCAGCCUAUGAGCUUUCCCACUGCUGAAAUCGACGAGAACCUCAAGGCAUCGCUUGAUGUGGCGGAUGCGAUCGAGCAGCUCCAAGGAUCACCCGUUCCUAGAAUUAAGUGGAAAUUCGUUGAGAGGCAACCCGCUGUUCGCCGAGCCGUCGAAAUCAAGAAUACUUUCCUCCGCGAGGAGAUUAGCAAGGCCCUUGACAGAACCCAGAAAUCCACGGCUUCAAAGGGGCUCUCUUCUGCCGUUGAACUCAUGGUCUUGAGGGAAAAGAAGCUCGCCGAAAAUGAUGGGAGGAAACCAGAUUUCUUCUCCUCUACGAUGAUGGACGAGAUCUACGGACUCAUAAUCGCAGGACAUGACACUACCAGCUCCACCUUAGGCUGGGGCGUCAAGCUCCUGGGAGAUAACACAGACUCCCAGUCCAAGCUCCGCGAAGUCCUCAAAUCCGCCUUUGCCGGCGCUGUUGCCGAGAAUCGGAACCCGACAAUCAAGGAGAUCAUCGGAACCAAGAUCCCAUAUCUGGAUGCAGUCGUAGAGGAGAUCGUUCGACAUGGAAGUGCCGCCGUUCUUCUUGAUCGCGAGGCUGUCUGCGACACAGAGCUCUUCGGAUACCGCAUCCCAAAGGGCACCGUCAUCCUCUCGCCCGCGCGCGGACAGAGCAUCCUGAAGCCCUCCAUCCCGGUCGACGAGUCGAGACGCAGCAAGAGCAGCCAGAAUGCGAAAGCCAGAGCCUGGGACGAUGCAGACAUCACGCAGUUCAAACCGGAGCGCUGGCUGGUCGAUCCCAACGAUGCUUCGCCCGAAUUUGACCAGCAGGCCGGACCACAGCUUGCGUUUGGCUUCGGCACCCGAGGCUGCUAUGGACGACGUCUGGCAUACCUAGAAAUGCGCAUCAUUGUCACAAUGAUUGUAUGGAACUUCCAGCUGCUGCCAUGCCCUAAGGAGCUGUCUAGCUACGCUCCCAAAGAAGGCUUCACAUAUAAGCCAAAGGACUGCUAUGUGCGCUUGCAGGCUCUUCAUUGA
Molecule: messenger RNA, 1782 nt
Organism: Colletotrichum godetiae
Lineage: Eukaryota; Fungi; Ascomycota; Sordariomycetes; Glomerellales; Glomerellaceae
Product: cytochrome P450
Exons: 2
Coding region: 1-1782 (593 amino acids)
Molecular function (GO): monooxygenase activity; oxidoreductase activity, acting on paired donors, with incorporation or reduction of molecular oxygen; iron ion binding
Source: RefSeq, a predicted model, not a curated record